GAAUGAAUUCUGUCUAAUUCAGCAGGAAAACCAGAAUUUGUCCAAAUUAAAAUGAAUUUAAAUAAUUCUAUUCGGUUUAAUUCUGAUUAAUUCGAAAAUAAUUCUCAAAUUUCUGGUUCUGAAUCCGAAUUAAAACGAAUUUGAAAUUUUUAAAUCGGUUUUAUUCUGUUUAAUUCAAAUUCAAAUUUUCAAUUCAGUUCAAUUUUGUUUUUCAGAAUUCGACAGAAUAUCACAGAAUUAAAAUUUUUAAUUCGGUCAAAUUCAGUUGUUCAAUCAGGGAAUACUUUUAUUUAAUGACUCGUAAUUUAUUUAAAAAUUAAACAAAUUUUCAUAUUUUCAAACAUCUGUUACUUCCAGUACUAUCAGAUAUCAAGCAGUCCUUGCAAUAUGGAGUAUUAUUAUCAUUUACUAAUGUUAAAAUUUUCCAAAAUAAUGUUUCCUAUUCGCUGCCAGGAAUACUGCAGAAAAAUGAUACUAAAGUUAGCCGACUUCCAAUAACUUUAGAAUUGUUUUUAAAAACAAUAAAUUAUGAAAAAAAAAUAUUUAAAAAUUGCACCUAUAGAUUUUUUAAUUUUCUACAUGUGCACAUUUUUUUUUGUAAUUGAUUUUUUUAAAAAACAAUCCGAAAAUUUUUUAUUGACUAUCAGUUUCAGGGUCAUUGCGGAGAUUAUUUUAUUAUGUAUGAUUUCUAACCUUAAAAAACAUAUAUUAAUAUUCAAAAUAGAAAAUUUCAAUUUACGAUAAAUAUAAGUAUAUAUAAUUUAUAAUGUUUACGUUAAAAAAUACUUCAAGCUCAACGCUUUUGUGUGGACCGCCGACUCAUGCCAGAUCAUUUUUAUUUGAAGCUGCCAUGCACUGGGCCGAAAAUGGUAAUCAAGUUUUUUACAUCACAGCAAGUCCAUUGAAAUCUUUUCCAGCUCAGUAUCAUGACCGUGAAGAUGUACCUCCAGCAGUAUAUAAUAUGAUUAAAUUUAUAUAUCUUGAAAACUAUGAAGCAUUGGCAGAACAACUAGUAGAGUUGCAUAGUUUUACGAAACUUCCAUCGUUAAUUUUGCUAGAUCAUCUCGAUACUUACAUCAGAGAUGUGGUAAAUAGUGAACUCAAAGACAUGCAUAUCGCCAAGUUAUGCGCUAUUUUACAUGAUUCUGUAAAUGCUUGUGCUAGAAUUAAAAGAUCUAAAGUAUAUUUAUGUGCCUCAGUAAGCGGUAGCAGUAUACAAAAUACUCCUUAUUCUCUGUACUUUGAUAAUAUUUGGUAUCUAAAUGCUGAUAAAAACGCUGAUGAAAUAGUAAUCAAGUUAACCGAAGCUUCAAUUAAUCCCGAAGCUGAAGUGAAAGAACCAAAAAAUUUUGAGUACAGAAAAUUUCGAGAUAAAAUACUUAUUCUUAACAAAGUAUUUAAUUUAAGUUAAAUUUAAAUUAAUUGUUUAUAGUAAUUUUUAUUAAUAAAUUUAAAAACUAUAAAUUAAUAAAAUUUGUUUUAUUUUUUAAAUUGAAUGUGAGUUAGUAGAAAAUAUUAUUAGUCAUAGAAUAAAUAUUUCUUAAAGUAUCAGUACUUUUAUUAUAAGACGUCAUCUAAAAAUUACAUUUUAUUGUGCAAUCGCAAUUGAUGUAAAAAAAUUACUCUAAUCGUGAUAAUGUUUCCUGAUGAAUUUUAAUUUAAAAAAUAUUUGAAUUUUUUGGUAAUUAAAAACUUGUUUUGAAUUUCAAAAAAUCAAAUGUUGAGUCGUGAGAUAAAAAAAAAUAUUUUAGACAAAGACGAGGUUGACUGGUAUUACAGGAAGUUAAAUAUUGUGUUUUAUCCCGUACUACACAAUAUAUUGUUUGUAAUUUUUUACAUUGAAGCUUAAAGUUUAAAUUUCACCGAGUCAAUAAAUAAUUUAGCGGGCAGAAACUAGUAGUUUUUUGCUCUAGAAGACCAAUUGGUGAUUUUCAACUCGGAGGUCCAGUUUUCUAAUCCGAAAUUUGUAUACAACAAAAGAAAUCUAUAUAUUUUAUAUACUAAUAGCAAUAAUUAAUAUAGGAUUAAAAAACUGACUUUUAUGAGUCCGAACUUGACUUAUUAUAAUAUAAAUAAAAAACUUAUUUUUAAAAUAAGUCUUGAAUAUCAGUAGCUCCAAAUUAUUGAAGUUUAAUGAUUAUAUUAAAUGUAAAUAAUAAUAAAAGGAAUUUAUAAAUAAAUAAAUGAAAA
Messenger RNA from Microplitis mediator, 2190 nucleotides. RefSeq lists its product as uncharacterized. The record is from RefSeq and is a predicted model, not a curated record. NCBI's taxonomy places the organism in Eukaryota, Metazoa, Arthropoda, Insecta, Hymenoptera, Braconidae. The coding region runs from base 767 to 1411 and encodes 214 amino acids. The transcript is spliced from 3 exons. Gene Ontology annotation, biological process: double-strand break repair via homologous recombination. Gene Ontology annotation, molecular function: single-stranded DNA binding. Gene Ontology annotation, cellular component: Shu complex.